AUGGCGGCCAUUUCAGCGACGCGCACCCACACGACAGCAACAACGACGAGCACAACGACAAGCACACUAACGCCACCAAGCAGCAGUCAAGAGGACCGUCCUUGGGGAGAACACCCGAGCCCUCAGCGUACAGAGGUGCUUGUGCAAGACAAGAAACAGCCGUUGGUGGCUAAUGACACCGCAAACGGCGGCCAUGCCCUCCCAUCUCAUCAUGCACCAUCCGACGACCACACUACCCAUAUGACCAACGGCGAUUCCCAUCCUCGAAAACCCACGGCGAACGGUAGUGUGCACGCCGCAAAGACCAACCAUCGACCACAGGACCUCGGCAAUCGCACCUCUCCUCCGUAUGGCUCUGGAUCCGAGCCCGUGAAAAUGAACGGUACAGCCCACCACGAUCACCAUACCGAACACACCACUUCUCGCCGCAAUGUGAGCUCUUCAGCCCUCGACAAACGGAUCCCGGCGGAGGGGGAUGGAAGCGACGAAGACUCGAAAUGGAUUCAUCGGGACAAGCUGGCCCUGAUAGAGAGCCAGGAACUCCAAGCCGCCGGUAUUAUUCUCCCAAGACAGCGAAUGCCUAGCAGAGUGAGACGAGACCAUCGACCUCACGAGCCAGCCGCGGGUCCCGGCCGCGCCUCGGACGCAUCCCUGACAGACCGGCCUGUUGUAACUCGAUCUAGAGCGAACUCUUCGGCGGAUCAUCAUCCGAAGCCGGCAGACAUCGAAAUCCCCAGCUGGGACUUGAGAUUGCCCGAGGAGAUCGUUGCCGAAGCGAACAAGGGGUUCGCAACUCCGACCGGUCUGUCCAAGGGAGGCACACGCAUUCCGGUAGCGAGAGUGAGCCCGGCCCCAAUCCCUCUCGACUACCUCGAGCGUGAAUCGCCGAGCUCUCGAAAGCCUGCUGCGGAUGGUCCCGUGAAAGAUGGUGGUGAUAGCAUAUCCUACCCCAAGCCGCGAUCUAGGAGUGUCAGUGCUAGUGCUAGUGUGAAGCUCGCCGCCGACACGACCCCACCAUCGACGGCACAAGGAAAGCGAUCAGCAACGGACGGAUCACCAAAGAAGGCUGCCAAUCCUGGUGGAGCUACUCGUAGGCCGUCUGCGCGCGGGCCAUCUGCUAGCGGGAGGCCGAAAACCCGAUCCAGCUCCAACAAAGAUUCCACCAGCAGCGCCGGCACGCGGCCAUCCACGAGAUCGGGAGACCUUAGUGUGGCCUCAUCGAAGCAGCCUGAAGGGGACCCGCCAUGGUUGGUAUCCGCUUAUCAGCCCGACCCUCGGCUGCCACCUGACCAGCAGCUCCUCCCUACUGUAGCCCGACGACUGCAACAAGAGAAGUGGGAAAAGGAGGGCAAAUUCGGCAAUGUCUAUGACAAGGAGUUCAGGCCUCUCACCGAGGAUGGGUUCUUGCAACCACCGGAGAAGCGAGAACCGGACCCCAAGCCCGAAGCGCCGGAACCCGAACCCGAAUCCCAACGUUCCAACGAGUGGCCUUUGAGGGGCGAAGCUGGUCGCAGCCAGACGCCAAAGCUUAUCAGCUCCUAUUCCACAAUGCCCAAGAUUAUCGACGUGCCUCCCCAGCUCAGCCCCCUUCCGAGCCCCAGGACUCCUGGGAUGCCACCGCAACACCAGCCUCUCUCCCCUAAGGACAUCACCCAGGCUCCCGAACAGCAGAAACAACACCAGGAGAAGGAAAAGGAGAGCAAAGAGGGCUGCGGAUGCUGCGUCGUCAUGUAG
This is a messenger RNA of Scedosporium apiospermum, 1734 nucleotides long. RefSeq lists its product as uncharacterized. The transcript is spliced from 2 exons. The record is from RefSeq and is a predicted model, not a curated record. Lineage: Eukaryota; Fungi; Ascomycota; Sordariomycetes; Microascales; Microascaceae. Bases 1 to 1734 code for a protein of 577 amino acids.